Molecule: messenger RNA, 741 nt
Organism: Tarenaya hassleriana
Lineage: Eukaryota; Viridiplantae; Streptophyta; Magnoliopsida; Brassicales; Cleomaceae
Product: RNA-directed DNA polymerase homolog
Exons: 1
Coding region: 1-741 (246 amino acids)
Source: RefSeq, a predicted model, not a curated record
AUGGCUGAGUUAAAGAAUCAAUUGGUGGAGUUGAUUGGAAAAGGUUUUAUAAGACCUAGCACUUCUUCUUGGGGUGCUCCUGUACUAUUUGUUAAGAAGAAAGAUGGGAGUAUGAGAUUAUGCAUCGAUUAUCGAGGAUUGAAUCAGGUAACAAUAAAGAACAAAUAUCCACUUCCAAUAAUUGAUGAGCUAUAUGACCAACUUCAAGGUGCUAGCUGGUUUUCGAAGAUUGAUUUACGAUCAGGUUACCACCAGAUACGUGUUCUAGAUGAUGAUAUAAAGAAAAUUGCUUUCAGAACAAGGUGUGGACAUUUUGAAUUUGUUGUCAUGCCAUUUGGACUUACUAAUGCACCUGCAGUUUUUAUGGAGUUGAUGAACACAACAUUCAUGGAUUAUUUAGACGGGUUUGUUAUCAUCUUCAUUGAUGACAUCCUUGUGUAUUCCAAAUCUCGCGAGGAUCAUAUGAUACAUUUGGAGAAGGUGUUAAAACACUUAAGGAGAGAAAAAUUAUAUGCAAAGCUGAGUAAGUGUGACUUUUGGAUGCAAGAGGUAGGAUUUUUGGGGCAUGUGGUGUCUGCGGAAGGAGUGAAAGUAGAUCCGUCCAAAGUGUCGACUAUACUUGAUUGGGUGAGACCGUCUAAUGCCACAGAGAUCCGAAGCUUCCUCAAAUUGGCUGGGUAUUACAGGAAGUUUGUAAAGGAUUUUGCCAACCUGUCUAAGCCAUUGACGAGACUGACAUGA